This is a messenger RNA of Alternaria rosae, 1681 nucleotides long. RefSeq names its product CENP-Q, a CENPA-CAD centromere complex subunit-domain-containing protein. The transcript is spliced from 3 exons. The record is from RefSeq and is a predicted model, not a curated record. Bases 256 to 1275 code for a protein of 339 amino acids. Lineage: Eukaryota; Fungi; Ascomycota; Dothideomycetes; Pleosporales; Pleosporaceae.
AGAUGUGCAAGUGGAAGCAACUGAACGUUGAGACAGAACGCUGACACGUCUGCACGCUAUAUUCUUACGUCCGAGGUAUUAGGCCGAGAGUGCAUCGUCGCAGACUCGGGAGGCGGUUGAGUUGUGGACAGGUGCGGAGGGAAGUGUGAGGGGCCAAACGGACCGCACGUGAAGAGGCGCCGCGCUACUGGGCUCCUUCCCCACCAACGCGGAUGUCAACACUAACCAGUCGCGUCCUUUCUCCACCACACCGUCAUGGCGCCUACGCGCUCCAAGGAUGCGAAGGCGGCGAAAAAGCGAGGCCGGCCUCCGGGCAGUCGCAAUUCUGGCGCCGUCGUGAAGGCCAAGUCGAAGCCUGUAUCAAAGCCGUCAGCAACAAAGAAGGGCAGGCCUCGGAAGGGACAAGCCCAGGAAGAAGUCGAGGAUGAGCUCUCAAUAACUGAACCUGCGCCAGCCCAAUCCUCGAGACCCCGCAAGCGUAAAUCCGACGAAAUCGCUGAACCCGAAGCCAAGUCGCGCAAGCAGUACGUGCAACUGGAGAGCAAGACGAAGAGGAUACCGCAGGAGCAAAUAGACACGUGGCCACAAGUGCCGCCUCAGGUCUUGGAGCAGAUCACGGCGGUGAUACGCAAUGCGAAGAAGGAUAUUGCCGAGACGCAGCGAGACGAGCGCAGGAUUAUGGCCGCGCACAACACACUCAAUCCCCUGGUACGCAAGCUAGCGCGCCAACUAGCAGAGUCGCGGAUACCCCCACAAGCCAAAGACAUCCAUUUCAACAUCGACAAGCUCACGGAGCGCAACGCCCAAGUGUCGCGAGAGGUCACGACAGCCCGGCACUCCAAGCAGCUGCUCAGCGAGCAGGUCAAGAUUGCCCAGCACUUGCUGAAGAAGGACGAGGAUAAUCUAGACGGCCUGAAGAAGAACGUUAAGAAUUGGAGAGCCGAGUGGAAGCACCAAAAGAAGCAUGGACGUAUCCACCCUUUACUCAAAGACGAAGGCAAUACGACGGCCCAUAGCGACGGUCCUGACGACAUCCGUCUGAAGCGAUCAGAACCAGUAGCUCUCUCACUCCUCGAUGCGCCCGAUGAUGACCUUGCGUCCGUGCUCGCCCAGUUGCGACGCAGCCUGGAGAGUAUGCAGGGCAACCAUACACAGGUCGAGGGUCUCGAUACGACGAUCAACGACGCGCAAGCAGUACUGGACGCCGUCUUGUUCAGGCACGCUAGCGCAGCGCAAUAUGCUGCCGUACAAAAUAUCGAUAUGCAGGUCCCAUGAUGACCAUUGUUCUUUCUAUAGCCAUGCAUGGCUCGGCGCAUGGAUCGGGCUCGGGGCAGGUGUGGUGAAUACGGUACUGGGUUCGAUAUCAGGGCAGGUGUAUGGCGUUGGAGGGCAUCGGCGUAAUUUCAAUACUCUAAAGGAAGCUUUGUGUGAGGCAUGGGCUAGGUUAGCAAGGCCCGUACCAGGCUGUCCAGCGUGGCGGCUGGCUGGAGUUGGCAGCGAAACCAUCCAUGUCUGUCAAUUUACUCCCAGUUUUAGAACUGCGAUUCCGACGGUAUGGUCUUCGGAAUGCGCGCGUUCGCGGCCGUCUCCAUCAUGUAGUGUAGCAAUGCAAGGGCGUGAUUGGCUCCACCAGGGCUUCGGCAGAGCGGAGCCACUUCUGCAGCUGCAGCCCUUCUAUGCG